Molecule: messenger RNA, 4809 nt
Organism: Puntigrus tetrazona (Sumatra barb)
Lineage: Eukaryota; Metazoa; Chordata; Actinopteri; Cypriniformes; Cyprinidae
Gene: b4galt5
Product: UDP-Gal:betaGlcNAc beta 1,4- galactosyltransferase, polypeptide 5
Exons: 9
Coding region: 268-1413 (381 amino acids)
Biological process (GO): carbohydrate metabolic process; glycoprotein biosynthetic process
Molecular function (GO): UDP-galactose:glucosylceramide beta-1,4-galactosyltransferase activity
Source: RefSeq, a predicted model, not a curated record
CAGAGUCCCAUGCGCUUCCAUUCAUUAGCAGCGCGCAGGAGGGUGUGUGUGUGUGUGAGCGCGUGAGUGUGCGUGUGCGCGUGUGACACACGGGAUGAAGAUGAUGAGACUCCACUAGGACAAGUGAACCUUCUAGAUUGGAUAAAUUUCGGGAUCGGACCUGAUCGAGCGUGUCUGCGCUCGGACUCUCCAUCUGCGUCCAACCGGACACGUAUCUGCCAGUAUAGCCUACAUAUUGCUAGAAGAAUAUCUGCGUCUCUCUGUAUAAUGCCGACACAUAUGAGAUUUCGGAGAAGGUCAUUUCUCGGGCUUUUAUUUCUAUUCUCGCUCUCCACUUCUGCGCUGUACUUCAUCUAUUCGGCUCCCGGCAUAGUUAAUGAGUACCUGUUCAUGGUCCAGGCCCGCGGGAUCCAGAUCCGCGAGAAUGUUAGGAACAUGGGAGUUCAGGUUCUCGAGCAGAUGGUCCGCAGCGCCUACAAUGUCAACGGCACAGACUAUACGUAUGAGUUUAACUUAAGUGAGACGGAUGUUUCCACCACUCCUUACCUCCCGGAGGGCUUCACGUACAAGUCUGAUCAGGUCUGCCCAGAGAAACUGCCCUCCAUGAAGGGCAAGAUGAAAGUGAACAUGAGUGAGAUCGCUCUAGAGGAGGUUGAGAGACUUCUCAAGAAAGCAGAUCCUAGUUUGUCACUCGGGGGCCACUGGAAACCACACGACUGUCUCCCACGCUGGAAGGUGGCCAUCUUGGUUCCUUUCCGUAAUCGCCAUGAGCACCUUCCCAUACUUUUCCGACAUCUGAUCCCAGCUCUUCAGAGGCAGAGACUGCAGUUUGGUUUCUACGUUAUUGAGCAGGCGAGAGAUGAACCGUUCAAUCGUGCCAUGCUGUUUAAUGUUGGUUUCAAAGAGGCCAUGAAGGACUUGAACUGGGACUGCGUGAUAUUUCACGACGUUGACCACAUUCUGGAAAAUGACCGCAACUAUUAUGGUUGUGGUGAAAUGCCAAGACACUUUGCGGUCAAACUCAACAAGUACUCUUACAUGCUUCCAUACGAGGAGUUCUUUGGUGGGGUGAGUGGACUCACCGUGUCGCAGUUCAGGAAGAUAAAUGGCUUUCCCAAUGCAUUCUGGGGUUGGGGAGGGGAAGACGACGACCUAUGGAACAGGGUUCAGUUUGCUGGCUACAAAGUGAGUCGACCUCACGGAGACACUGGUCGCUAUAUGUCCAUACCACACCACCACCGAGGGGAAGUCCAGUUUCUAGGCAGAUACAAGUUGCUCCGUAGAUCCAAGGAGAGACAGAGCCUGGAUGGCCUGAAUAACUUGAAUUACUCCCCUCUAGUGUCCCGGAAGAGUCUGUACACUAAUGUGUCAGUGACGCUCAGUCGAGACCUGGCUCCUGUCGCCGACUACUGACACACAACACACGAGGAACAAGACAGACCCACGCCACAUGCUACACCAUUUUUAUAAGUUAUUUUUUAGAAAAUGUUGGGGGCGGGAGGGAUUCCUUGAAUCUUUAAUGCACAGAACAUUUUUAUUUUAUUUUUGCAUUUACUUUUCUACAUAAUUUCUUAAGAUCGUUUUACCACGGUUUUGUUUUUCCCUUGUCACUCAUCCACUGUCUGUCCGUCGCGUCAAUGGAUCCGUUCUUGAAUUCAAAACCCCAACUGCUGGUUUACCCUCGUCGGACCGAUCAGAUCCGACAUGUGGUGUGUGUCUUCUAAUCAGACUUCGCCUGGGGGUGAAGUCGCAUGUUUACAGCAUGAAUGAGAAAAGCUAUUGAACAAGUUCGUGACAAUUAUGCUAAACGACUUCAGAAUAGCCAUUGUAGGAGUUGAGGGAUAUGCCCUCGCCUCUGCCAGAAACAAACACAGCUGGUUCUGUGUGUUAGUAUGUAAACUGAUAAAUGCAAAUUCAAAUAUUUAUUAAAUAUAGAAUAAAUAAGCAUGCACUGAUACUUACGGUAGAUGCUACUAACAUCACGGGUUUAAGUGUGAGUAUUCACUCAUGAAACGUGGAAACGAACACGAUCAUUUUAGCUGUGCAAUACACGCUCAUCUUCCACGAUGCAUAUCGUUCAACGGAAAGAGUUUUCUCGACGUUAGCAUGAUCCCAUGAAACGGCUUGACAAGCGCAGUGUCCUUUCUUCCGCUGAAACAGGAAGCUGGGGCAUAACAAAGGGCUUGUACCUUUUGCGGACGGCCAGUAGCUUUUAGUUGAUGAUUUGCUACUCGCUUAUGUCCAAUCAAGGCAGGGUGGUAUUGAGAAGGGGACUUUCAAAUAUUCUCAUUUGUACAGUCAUUUGUAGUGAGUUUUCUCAACUCUUAGUAGUACACCAGCACAUUAAACCUAAUACACUCUUAAGAGCCGUUCUACAAACCACCUCAAUGCCAGCGAAUGCGCCUCGGUCUGAACGGUCACGCAUUUUUGCCCCGUUCACUGAGAUAUGUGUCAUCGGAAACUAGAUUAGGGCAGGCUGACUUGUUAGUUUUGAGAUUUGUCAAGCUGUAUUCAUCCGGGUCUGCCGGUUGUUUAAAACGUCGGAUUGUCUGUCGAACAAACAUUCUGUUGUUUGUGCUUACAGAGGGGUUUUUCCGCCGAUUCCUGCUUACGUUGUGUAGAUAUUGUGAGAGUGCUUCCCAUGCGCUUCCCUUCACAGUCAAAUCAACAUGCUUUGCAUUUUGAGCAAUAUGCCUUUCUGCGUGUGUAGUCACCUCACGGGUUAUGAAACCCUAUCGAGUUUUUAUACAGAGCCAACAUUUGACGUCGUUUUAAUUCCGAGUGUUGUCGCAACUCUACCAGACCAAACACAAAGACACUUCGGGCCUCAUUCGAGAAACCGCUCGCGCUCAAGAAAUAUGUAGAGACAUAGAACGCGUUCAAACAAUAUAGAGAUAGUUUACGUUCGUGAAAGCAGAUUGAAUUUGUGUCGUCAUUCGUAAAAAUUUGCUGCAACUUCUUUUAUGAACGACGAAAUCUGUCCUGCUCAAUUUCCAAUGUCCAUAUCAGUUAUUUAUGAACCGUAAAUGAGGCCCUUUGCUUUCAUUCCACUGUAAUAGCACAUUACCAUUACACUCACUUAUGUCAUUUAGAGACAUUAGAGGCUUCGUAAUGCGUAACUGUGAGCGUGUUCGUGAGCAUUCAUCAAAUCACAGAGGCUGGACCUCGUAUUUAUUCAUUCUUUUAUGAACAUUUGUUUGUAGUUUUAGUUCGUUUUGACAUAUUUCUAUCUUGUUUUACUGCGAUCGUAGGGAAACAGAUCAAGAGAGAUAACUGUGAUGUAAAAACAAGCACUGAAACAGGUUGUGAGGCUGAUCUUGGGACGAGAGUCUGUUGCUGUUAAACUCGAUGGACAGAUGUUUCGUAUGAUGACACGAGAGAGCGAGAAGGUCAGAGAGACGGUUCUUGAGCGCCCAGUGAACUCAUCCUGCCCUGAUAACUAAUGGUGCUGGCCUCACAGACAUUAGUACUGUGCUGCCGUCGUACUCUUGUCUUGUAACAGAUAAUUAGAUGGGACUGAAUCUAAUUGCACUCUUGCCUCGGUGACCGUCUCGGCAGCGUUAUCUAUCCGUGUAGCAGGUAAAUUGCGUUUAGCUAGACGUACGCUCAAGCAGAUCUUUCUGAUGUUUCAUUCUCUCUGUGUUUGACGUUUAUGGAGUUCUGCGCCAAUGCUUUGGGGUCCUUUUUGCUUAUUUAACAAUUAGCAGUUAAUGCCCUUGCGUACUGUCCGAACCCAAUGCAACACGACAAGACCCAAACAUGAUGCCACAAACCGACAAAAUGAGCUCUUGCCUGUCAAGUUCGGUUCGGAAAAAUCAAUCGGCGCUGGAUUGCGCGUCAAAAUAAACCGUUCGUUGCGCGCCCGUAAAAAUAGGGCGCACUGUAGGACAUUUUUGUACAGAUUUUUUUAAGAAUCAAAUAAGGAUUUUAAAAAUUCCAAAGAAGUUCGUCUUGUUUUCUUUUUGUUUGAUUCCAUGCUUCUAAAUUAUGAUUUAUAUCUGUUAUGAUUUUUUCCCCCCCCCGUUUUAUAAGAGUUGUAUCUUUUGUGGAAUCUACUGGCCCUGCUCCAUUUUUCUUCACGGGCCCCCGUCAUUGGCACACUCCAGUCCACUAUAUAACUCAUUCCGCUCCAGCUGAUAUGACGGGGAGGUCCACGACCCAUCCCUUGAACAACUGGCUGCCUUAAAACCUGUUAAUUUAUUCGAUAUAAUCAUGUUUUUAUUUUUUAUAAGCAAAUAUAUUUAAUAUGUUAAUGUGUUUAUUUACUUGUGCAUAUUGCGUAGUGUGUUUUGGGAAAAAAAAGUCAUAUAAAGGAACUUCAAAGAUUGACUUGCUAAUAAGAAUUUGGAGCCCUUAAGUCAGACAAUGAUUCGGUGCCAUUGACCUCUCUCUGAAUGCCAUGAGCUAUACGAGCUGUAUUUUCUAUUCACUCUAUUCUUUUUAAUCAUAACAGGCCUUAAAUACUGUUUUUAUGAUCAUUUGUGAUGAUGAUGACGGAGAUGUCCCUCUAUGACAUUAUCGUAUCUUACUAGGAUUUUCGUCGGCCAAACGCAUUCAUUUUCCAAAUCCUCGAGAUGAAACAUUCACUAUCAUUUGUAUAAUAUCAAGACAACAGAAAUGUUAUGAGAAACUAAGAUGCAUUAUAAGGGGAUCGGGUCUCCUUGUGAGUGAAGUGAAGCCAUCUGCCACUCGUACAACACAUCUCAGCCUUAGUGUUUCUGUAUGAACACUUUCUAUGAUGUGAGAUCUUUUUUUCUAUUAUCAUUGUUGAAAUGACUGAAGUGCACCAAUAAAAGUGACUUUAAGCAA